Messenger RNA from Triticum dicoccoides, 1603 nucleotides. Its product is annotated as ricin B-like lectin R40G2. Bases 58 to 1185 code for a protein of 375 amino acids. NCBI's taxonomy places the organism in Eukaryota, Viridiplantae, Streptophyta, Magnoliopsida, Poales, Poaceae. The record is from RefSeq and is a predicted model, not a curated record. The transcript has 5 exons.
UGGUUCAAUAUAAAACCCGAGCAUCACUCCUCCCUCCCCAUUCGUUGCUCGAGAAGCAUGUUUGGUCCGGGGCAAAAAACGUUCAAGAUCCUGUGCCGCGCCGACGAGGGGUACUGCGUCACCGUCCGCGGCGGAGACGAUGGCGAUGCCGCCGUCGUCAUGGCGGCAGCAGACCCCGACGACGAGUACCAGCACUGGUACAAGGACAUGAGACGCAGCACGAGGGUGAAGGACGAGGAGGGGUACCCGGCGUUCGCGCUCGUCAACAAGGCCACCGGGCUGGCCAUCAAGCACUCACUCGGCCAGUCCCAUCCCGUAGAUCUGGUACCGUACGAGUACGACCCAGCGGUGAUGGACCUGUCGGUGCUGUGGACGCAGAGCAGGGACGUGGGCGACGGCUUCCGCUGCAUCCGCAUGGUCAGCAACAUCUACCUCAACUUUGACGCCUUCGAGGGCGAGCCGGACCUUCAGGACGGCACCGUCGUCGGGCUGUGGGAGUGGAACGAGGGGGGGAACCAGUGCUGGAAGAUCCUACCGUGGGGCACCGACGCCGACGCUCCACCACCUGCAGCAGCCUACGGGGACGACGACGAGUUCGGCGGCUACCACGGCGGCCAGGACCAGGAGACUGCGCGUUUCAGCUACGGCGGAGACGAUGCGGUAUCACAGGACCAAGGCCAAGGGUACGACGGUGGCUUGCCUCCUGCGCUGUCUUCCGAGUGCACCGUCCGCAUCUUCUGCAGCGCCGGCGGCGAGGAGUACAGCGUCGCCGCGAGGGACGGAACCGUGUGCCUCGCUCCUACCGACCCCGGCGACGACUCGCAGCACUGGGUGAAGGACAUGCGGCGCAGCACCAGCAUCAAGGACGAGGAUGGGUACCCUGCGUUCGCCCUGGUGAACAAGCUCACCGGCGAAGCCAUCAAGCAUUCCCUUGGAGAGAGCCACCCUGUUCGGCUUGUGCCCUACGACCCGGAGUACCUGGACGAGUCGGUGCUGUGGACGGAGAGCGAGGACGUCGGCGACGGCUUCCGCUGCGUCCGCAUGGUGAACAACAUCCACCUCAACUUUGACGCCCUCGACGCCGGCGAGGGCCAGGGUGGCGUGCACGACGGCACGACUAUCGUCCUGUGGGAGUGGUUUGAAGGAGAGAACCAACGCUGGAAGAUCCUUCCUUGGUGUGAGUAAAUAUGCAUGGAAGUCGGCCACGGCCAGGGCCGCUUCUUUUUCCGCCACCGUUGUGUUUCUCGUACUAGUCCCACAAGGAAUACCGUCUCCCAAGUUUGAUCCUGGUUUCGAUGGUGUGUCUAGCGUUGUCGGAGGAUGUAUGGAGGUAUGUCUCCAUCUGAUCUCGUGGGAUUCUGUUGAUGCUGUUCUUAGGUGGGUCUGUUUGGAUGUUGUCUUCGUUCGUGUGUCUACAGGUUUGAUUCUUUCAAUCUACGACUCUAUUCAUCAACGAUGGUUGCUGCUCUUGUGCGCUGGUCCUACUGGGUCUGAGCAUGAUGACAUCCCUACUUUUUACUACAAUAAGAUUUGCGUAAGUGUUUGUAGUCAUCACUAGAUGGUCCAUGGACCUGGUUGUAAUUUUUGUUACCUAUCGUGUUCU